Photinus pyralis (common eastern firefly) is the source of this 2845-nucleotide messenger RNA. It is a transcript of the gene stumps, whose product is annotated as phosphoinositide 3-kinase adapter protein 1. The transcript has 14 exons. The record is from RefSeq and is a predicted model, not a curated record. Gene Ontology annotation, molecular function: transmembrane receptor protein tyrosine kinase adaptor activity; fibroblast growth factor receptor binding. Gene Ontology annotation, cellular component: cytosol. Bases 227 to 2680 code for a protein of 817 amino acids. NCBI's taxonomy places the organism in Eukaryota, Metazoa, Arthropoda, Insecta, Coleoptera, Lampyridae.
GCUCUUCUUGCUUACAGUAAAUAAGUAAACUAUUAUAAUAAUAAGAACGUUUACGUUAACAAGCGUUUUAAGUGAUAUGUAGGUGGAUUUAUUAUAAUAAUUAGGUCGCGUGUAGAGUGUCAUAUAUACGUUUAAUUUUGGUAAAACAGUUCUAAGAUACAAUUUCACAGAAGCACGUAUGUUUAUAAUGUCAUUCUGUUCCCUUUAAUAUUUAGUAAACGUUUCAAUGGAUAAAGAAGACGGGUACGAAUCGAAUGGAUGGGAAGAACCCAUAACAAAACGUGGAGAUAUGGAUGACAUACUUAUAAUAUCAGUGAAGCAAAGUCCCGCCGCGAAACUAUGGGUGGAUUACUUUAAUUCGUAUUUUCAAAAUAUAUGUAAACAGGCCAGUAGGAAAUCGUUCAAAAUAUUCCAUUUGGGCGCUGAAGAGGUAAUUGCAACGAACACGGACGUAAAAAUUAUUGAGGAGCGGACAUCUGGCGUAAAGCUGCAGUUAAUAGUCGUAUGUCCAAGUCUUUUGGAGAUGAUAGUAAAUAAUCCAACGUCCGCAGUAAAGUUAGGAAAGCUUAUUUUACCUGACCGCACUCUAGCGUUAUUAUUAGGUGUAACAGACGACGACCUUACAAAUGUACAUAAAGAAGCACUGCCAACAUACACGCAGUGGCAACGGUUAAGCGUUGGUUUAGAUCAAGACGAGAAUUUUUCUAAGGAAUUUCUCAGUACCGCCGUUUCUAUACUGUCCAGAGUAUGGAAGCAACAAACCUCAAUUGCUCCACAACAAAAAUCACUGUUCUCAGUGCUUCCCAAAAAAGUUCGCCAGGGACACGGAAGCGUCGUAAUCAUUUUAACACAUCCACUACAACGAGAAGACAUUGUAAAGGUGUCCAUUGAACGCAACAACGAAAUAGUUGAAAUAAAAUCAGUUAAACGCCGCAAUCCGUACACGUUGAAAAUUACCAUACCUGACAGUUGUACAGAAGUGUCCGCAAUCGUACACAUUCUGGUUGAAAAGAAUGGCAGCAUUAUCGGUAGCAGCCCAAUAAAAUGUGAAAGUCGUUUGAGAGAACUGGAACAAAUUUUGCGAGCUAACGAUAACCCGGUGGAAUUUAUGUGUCAGGCGUUAGGCUUUAGCCCGGCAGAUAAGGAACAUAUGGACAACUGCCUAGUAUAUUCGUUUCAGAAAAAUUUACCCCCCAAUUUCAAUGUACUCUUUAAUCAAUCUUCAAUAUUCGCUUCUAGCGUAUACGCACAUCGUCAUGCAAAUGAAGAAUACCCAACUUUACUUCACUUUGCUGCCAGGUAUGGUUUAGAAAAACUGGCAAUGGCUCUUCUUGAGUGUCCCGGAGGUGAUGUGGCUUGCGAUAUCAAAAAUUCGUGCGAUUUGACUCCUGCUGAAAUUGCUCAAUACGCCGGUCACAAUGAUUUGGCACACUUAUUAAGCGGAUACAUGAAAAUGAACGAGUUUAAAAACGUGUACGAAAAGUUGAAGGAAAUGUCUCAGCAGAACAAGCAGCAAAUAAAUAAUGAUGGAGAGGAUGAAGCGGGGUACUUGCAGCCCAAUGAAAUAAAUGGCAUCUAUAAGACUUGCCCGCCACCAAAACCUCUAAAUCCACAGCUUUUGGCAUGCCCCGAACAUCAUCCGGUUAAUGGUUACAUGGCAAUGAAUAGUACACCCGCAAAAAUAACAGUCAACUCUCGUCCAGAUAGGCAAUUACAAAACCUAACUCUAAACUUAAACGACUCCCCCAGCGCAUCUAAGGACUCGAGCCCCUCGAUUUCGCAAAAAAGUUUUGAGGUUUACGAGGAUAAAGUACAAAAGGAACUUGUGGAAAUCAUUAACGAUUUUAAAAACAACGUGCAUUCAAUAUCUCAAGUGGAAAAGUUGGUUGAGGAGUGGAAAAACCGUAAUGAUGUUCAAAAGUCUUUUAAGGAGAAACAGCAGCAACUAAACGAAAUGCGCAUGAAAUACGACAAAAUUCAGCAGGAGAUGAAGGCCAGCAUGAAAAAAGCUACCCCUUUUGAACGGGUUAAAAAACUAUUUAAAGGAAGAUCUAAAGAUGACUCUAAAGUCGAAAACUCUAUAUCCGUUUCUACACCUGCAACCACUCCUACCUCAAGCAUACCGUUUACCUCCACCCAAAAUAAUCGACCAAUCAGCAGCUUAAGCCUUCAAAGUACUUCAAGUUCUGGAUCAUCUGGACGUAUGAGCACUAUUAGUGGUUGUAGUAUGGGUGAUAGUGGGACUCAUUCCGAUCACGAAGAAAGAAAGAAUAUUUUGGGGCAAUCUCAUGAUGACGACUUUCGAAAUGAUCUAAAUAAAGCCAUCAUCAACUUGAACUACACUGUACCUCCACCUCCGAGGCCAUUUCACCCUCUUAAUAAAUAUUCAGCUAAAAAUACUUUCCCUACGAUAGAGGAACGUCCACCCCAGCCAACACCACGACCUCCCUGUGCAACAGACGACAUGUAUUACAUCCAAUUUCCACCGUCCGGUUUACCCGUUAAUGGAUUGUUACAUGAAAGUUCACAGGUAGGCGUUAACAAAGGUGUUGAUGUUACCACUAAUGGUGAUUGCACAAACGCUCAACCCUUACGUGGAUCGCCACAAACUGACGAAUUUCAUGAAUACAUGAAUUAUACGCCACCCGCGAAUGAGUCAGUAAAUAACGUGAAUAGUUAAUUGUUGUUUGACGUUGCAUUCGUAUUUGCAUUUAAUAGUUGUAAUCAUAGUUGUACUAUUAAUUUAUUUUUUAUAUCACCACGUAAUUUAUUUCAAAAGUAUGUAUUCUUGUAUUCAAUUUUUAUAUAUUUGUACAGGUAAUAAUAAAUCACGUAUUAGUACUCA